Molecule: messenger RNA, 1266 nt
Organism: Cuculus canorus (common cuckoo)
Lineage: Eukaryota; Metazoa; Chordata; Aves; Cuculiformes; Cuculidae
Product: ras-related protein Rab-42-like
Exons: 2
Coding region: 610-1266 (218 amino acids)
Cellular component (GO): Golgi membrane
Molecular function (GO): GTP binding; GTPase activity
Source: RefSeq, a predicted model, not a curated record
AGAACAGCUCCUGCCCAGACAAAGGCAGCGUCUCUCCCCACAUCUGCGGAGCCUGGUUUUUGGGGUGGCCCGUUUUCUCCUUCUGGAGAACAAUUUGGGGUGCAGACCAGCCGCAGGGCUGCUAAUCUCUGUCUCCAGAGCAGGCCAGACAAUAGCAAAGGUGACCCGGCUUGUUUGCAGAGAGGAGCCUUUUCCGGGGGGACGCAGAGUUUGGGGCCUCUCACCUCUUUCUCCCUUUGGUGAUUCAAUAGCUCUUUCCCCCUUCCCAAGCUCAUCCUUCCUGGUUUUCCCAGGAUUUUGGCUUCCCAGCCCCUCUGCAGCAGCAUUUGGCCACCCAGCAUCUGGUUGUCCCCACCUUUGUCACCCAAACCAGGCAGCAGGACAGAGCGGAUGCCAAACAACAUCCUGAGGACAGGAGGACAAGGACACAGCCAGGGCUGAUGGCUUCUCCCUCCUCCCUGGGAUGGUUUGUUUGUCUGCCCAGGUGACUGCGAGGACUGAGCCAUCCCCGUGUCCCCAGGGAAGGUGCUGCGGGGUGGGGACAAGGGUGGAGGCACAUGGUCAGGAUCCGGCCAGCCCAAGACUGGUGAAUCGGACACAGCCACCAGCAUGGGGACGGAGAAGGAGCCCUCCCAGGAUCCCGAUCCAGUGGGACACUACCAGUUCCGCAUCAUCGUGCUGGGGGACGCGGCGGUGGGCAAAUCCUCGCUGCUGCGCUGCUUCGCGGAGGGUCCGGCUGCGGUGGCCACCCCCGGCCCCACCGUUGGCGUGGAAUUCUACAGCCGCACCGUCCCGUUGCCGCCCUCUGGCAAGGCCAAGCUGCAGCUCUGGGACACGGCGGGCCAGGAGAGGUUCAGAUCCAUCACCAGGUCCUUCUACCGGAGCGCAGCGGGUGUGCUGCUGGUGUUCGACCUCACCAACCGGGCAUCCUUUGAACACGUCCCCGAGUGGUACCACGAAGCCGCCGGCGACCGACCCCCCGCGUUCGUCCUGGUGGGACACAAGUGCGACCUGGAAGCCAAGAGAGCCGUGUCGGCGGAGGAGGCCGGGCACCUCGCUGCCACGCUGGGCAUGGCCUUCGUGGAGACCUCGACCCAUGGCAACCUCAACGUGGAGUUGGCCUUCCAGACGUUGGCGAGGAGCAUCCAGCAGGCGCUGGGCUGUGGGGAAGUCACCCCUCACCGCGGUGGCAUCAGGCUCAUCUCCAGCCAGAGCCACCGGCGGCUCCCGGCAUGUGGGGAGUCCCGAGAACGCUGCCGGUGUUGA